Molecule: messenger RNA, 2285 nt
Organism: Haliotis rufescens (red abalone)
Lineage: Eukaryota; Metazoa; Mollusca; Gastropoda; Lepetellida; Haliotidae
Product: probable beta-D-xylosidase 2
Exons: 12
Coding region: 59-2272 (737 amino acids)
Biological process (GO): xylan catabolic process; arabinan catabolic process
Cellular component (GO): plant-type cell wall
Molecular function (GO): alpha-L-arabinofuranosidase activity; xylan 1,4-beta-xylosidase activity
Source: RefSeq, a predicted model, not a curated record
GGCAAGGUGUGAUUCAUAUGAGAUUAGGGAUCUAUUCACAUACGUCGCCUACCAUCUGAUGCUGAGGAUGAGAUAUACAUGUGCUGUGAUCUUUCUGUCAAGUCUCGUCUCAUGGACAUCAUCCGACAUCCCCUUCCGUAACGCCUCCCUCCCCUGGCAGGUGCGUGUGGAGGACGUGGUGGGGAGACUGACCAUCCAGGAGAUUCAGGCCCAGCUGGCCAGUGGUCAGGGAGCUACCCCACCAAUCAGCAGAUUAGGCAUUGGGGAAUACUCUUGGUGGACCAACUGUGGUCGGGGGGAUGUCGGACAGAACUCUACGGCCUUCCCCCAGGCCAUUGGCAUUGGAGCAUCCUUUGACAAAGACCUGAUCUACCGAGUGGCGGAGGCAAGCAGUACUGAGGUUCGGGCCUACUACAACUACUUCGUGAAGACGGGGUCAAUGGGCAUCCACAAGGCUCUCAGCUGCUGGAAUCCCGACAUGGACCUCUACAGAGACCCUCGCUGGGGCAGGGGACAGGAAACUCUAAGCGAGGACCCCUACCACGCUGGUGAGAUGGGAUUCCAGCACGUGAAAGGUCUCCAAGGUAACCACCCACGCUAUGUCAGGACCACUUCCGCCUGUAAACACUUAGAUGUGUCCGAUGGACCGGAAGACUGGCCUGUGGACGCUCAUGUAUUCCAUGCCAAGGUUUCAGAACGAGACUUCAGAAGCUACUUCCUGCCUCCCUUCAGGAAAUGUGCAGAGGCUGGGUCGUUCGGCUUCCACUGCUCCCUCAACUUCAUCAACGGUGUCCCCGCCUGUGCCAACAAGAAGCUACUGACAGAUAUAGUCAGAGGGGAGUGGAACUUCACAGGAUACGUAGCAGCAGAUUCUGCAGCUCUCGUCAACAUGAUCCAGAGGCAGCACUACUUCAACAACACCGUCGACGCCGCCGCAGGCUGUCUGAACGCUGGUUGUGGCCUCGAGGUGCAGGAGGGUGAUCUAAGAGUGUAUGACUCUAUCAUUGAUGCCAUACAUCAGAACAAAGUGUCCGAGGCUUUUGUCCGGGAGCAGAUGAAACCCCUCCUCUACACCAGACUCAGACUCGGAGAGUUCGACCCCCGGGAGAUGAACCCUUACAACUACCUUGACAUUGAUGACGUCGUGCUGAGCUCCACACACCGACAGCUGGCUGUAGAGGCAGCCACCAAGAGUUUCGUCCUGCUGAAAAAUAUCAAUAGCUUUUUACCUAUCAAGACACGUUAUAACCACAUUGCUGUGGUAGGCCCCAUGGCAAAUGACAGCCAGCAGGUGUUUGGUGACUACGCCCCAAGUCCCGACCCCCGCUAUAUCACCUCUCCCCUGUCCGGACUGGUCAGACUGGGCACUACGGCCACCCACGCUGCCGGCUGCUCCAGCACCUUCUGCACGGACUACAGCAAGACGGAUGUGGUUAAGGCGCUGCAAGGAGCUGACGUGGUGUUCGUGUGUCUAGGAACAGGUCAGGCUAUAGAGGGGGAGGGAAAAGACCGACACAACAUCUCUCUUCCGGGACAGCAACUGCAGCUUCUUCAGGACGUCGUCAGCAACACCGACAAGCCCGUCGUGUUGCUUUUGAUCAACGGCGGCCCCCUCAACAUCGGAUGGGCGACAGCAAACCCACGCGUCGUCGCCAUUUUGGAAUGUUUCUAUCCGGCUCAGGCAGCAGGUGACGCCAUUUUGUCUUCUCUGGCCAACCUUGGGGUGGGGUCUGUGCCAGCCGCCAGACUGCCCUUCACGUGGCCGAGCAGUGAAAGCCAGAUUCCGCCCAUGGUGAACUACUCAAUGGCUGGGCGGACAUACUGGUACUUUGAUGGAGAGCCUGCCUUCCCCUACGGCUACGGCCUGUCGUACACGACGUUCAGAUAUGCUGACUUUACCUGCGACAUCACCGUCAUGGCCGGGGAGGGGCUGUGGUGUAGCGUCACUGUCUACAACACCGGGCCAUAUGACGCUGAUGAGGUCUCCCAGGCCUAUAUGUCGUGGCAAAAUACCUCACUUCCUGUACCCAGAAUUCAACUGGUAGGGUUCACCAGGACAUUCAUUGCGUCCGGUAGGUCGGCGGUCUAUGAGUUCACACUGGACCCCAAGAAGAUGGCUGUGUGGACAGAUAACGAUGGAUGGGCGGUUCUUCCAGGUGCGAUGAACAUCUAUGUUGGAGGCCAGCAGCCCAAUCAGCGGAUGUCUGUCGGAUCUAACGUGGAACAGAGACAGUUUCAAAUUAUAGGAACGAAAAUAUUAGGAAAAUACUAAACUGUCAAGAUCA